This is a messenger RNA of Apaloderma vittatum (bar-tailed trogon), 5581 nucleotides long. RefSeq names its product alpha-kinase 2 (gene ALPK2). The record is from RefSeq and is a predicted model, not a curated record. Gene Ontology annotation, biological process: protein phosphorylation. Lineage: Eukaryota; Metazoa; Chordata; Aves; Trogoniformes; Trogonidae. The transcript is spliced from 12 exons. Gene Ontology annotation, molecular function: ATP binding; protein serine/threonine kinase activity. The annotation marks the transcript as partial.
GUAUAAAACCAAUCUGCAUGGCAAAAAGGACACAGCUUCAAACGGCAGGCCUGGCCCGCUGCUAGACCUUGAAGAAAGAGCACUCGGGGACUUGCCUAAUGCAGAAGACAACAUGGAUGGAAAAAAUGUAUUUAAAACCCAGGAAAAUAUUUCCUGCCUAAGGGAUUUGUCAGAGAAUGGUGAUGACCUCAUUCGUCUUAACAGUAUGGUCAGUGUCACUGCUGGCAAAGCAGAGAAGUACUGUGGCAGGCAGGUGCAUUCCUCCCCUGCAAGUGUAAUCUCUCAUCACACAGACAACUGCUGCCUUCGCACGGAAGACUCUGUGUCUGGUCAGUCUCUGGCAGCUGUCCAGGCGUGUAAAAAGACAGGUCUUGGUACACCUCUAACCAUGAAUACUCUGUUCAGUGAGCAGGCAGAUACUGCCACAGUAAACCACGAUUAUUUCAUAAAAGAUGGAUCUGAAAAUUCUGCCACUGCUCUGAAGAUUUAUGAAGAGAAAAUUUCAAGUGUAAGUGAUGACUUUUCUGAGGAUGACCUAGAGUAUUUUGAAUGCUCAGAUGUGCUGACAGCGCAUGAAGAUGAAAUCUGGAAGAAGAAAUUGGAGUUUUUAUUAGAAAGUGAUGAUGAAGAUGAUUUAAAACUGAGUAAGGAUUGUGAUGGGUGUGCUUACUUCCUCAGUGAAAUGCCUUGUCUGUUCCAAGUGUCAGAUAACAGUACGCCUAUGGAUACCACCAUUGGCUUCUGUGGUCAUCAGUCAAAAUUCAAAGGAGUAAAUGUAAGGAGAGACCCCUCUACGUACAGCCAGUCAACCCUGCAGGCAGAGAUGACUCUCACUGUUGGACACCACCGAGAUAAAAGUACCAGUCUGAAAGACAAAGAAAAGCAGGAAGUGCCUGUUGCAUCUGCAGCCAUUGAAAAUGACCGUCCCAGAACUGAAGAAGAAAAUAAUGGAAGUGGCAACUCCACUGCAGAUUUCUCAACCGACAAGUCAGAGAACGAGGAUAAUAUACGUGCCAAGCCAGAUUCCUCUGCUGGUGGCAUAGGUGCUUGUUUGACAAAUCAGCCUUCAGAGAUGACGACAGAGAACAGUACAGACACGGACUUGCUAGAUGAAAGCUCCUUGCUGCUAGAGGAGGGGGCAGGAAAUUUACUGGAGGCAAGUGCAAGGCACACUGUCUGUACCUUAACGGAAAGUCUAAGAAGAAACCUUUUAAAGUUGUUAAACCCUAAAGAGCUUUGCAGAUAUGUAAGUAAUAUAGGACAAUCUUUUCAGGCUGCAGCAGAGGUUAGGGAAUCCAGUGCUCUGUUUCCCAGUCAGGAAGGUGUCAUUACCACAGAAAUCCCUGAGGAGACAGAAAGCUUGCAAAUGCAGGCUGGUUUGUGUCACCCAGAAGAGGCAGAUGAAGACCGUCAUAGGGAAAGGAAAAGCACUUGGGGCCUGUCUGAGCAAAAUCAGAUGCCACAUGAGAACGUCUCACCCAGGAAUCAAGAUUCUGAUCUUAAAGUCUUUACUCAGAAUUGUGAGACAUUGUGUAUGGAGCCUGAAAAAGAAAAGGAAGGUGUCUUCAUGACUUGUGAGAGUACGGGAACCAUCCAUCCAGCUUCAGAAACGCUCUGUACUGAAAAAACAUUACAAGCAAAACCCGCAAAUUUAGAGACCUAUUCUCAACACCAUCCUCCUUGUGAUAAAAGAGAAAGUUGUCACCAACAAGUGCUUUGUGAACAAGGAAUUAAUGUUAUUAGUAAUGGCAACAAAUCAAAGAAUGAUGUUUCACCUUUUCCUUUAUGGGAUCCAGGCUCUGUUCCUGAUAAACAAGAAUGUUUAUGUGCUGGUCUUUCUUCUGCAAAGCUCUGUGAUGAUCCAAGGGAGGGAGAGCAAAGGUAUGGUUUUGACUCGCGUGAUAGCAAUGACACAGCCAUUCUCUACAGUCUGUCAGAUGAGGAAUCUCCAUUUGAAGCUAAUCCCAAAUUGGUCCUGGAAGCUGGAGGACCUGGGCGCAAAGGAGAUGCUGAUGUAUCUGCAAUGCACGACAAGCUGUGGAAACUGCUUCAUGAAGAUGACUCAGACUAUCAAGUCCCAUUUCAAAAUCGAGGGAUCACUAGUUUAGAAAUUAGACCGACUGAUAUCAAAGUCUCAGAACUGAACUUGGUACAGGAGACCUGUUCUGAUCGUCCUUUGCCAAUGAACAUGAGAGAAGAGCAAGAAGCUGUUACACAACCAGCUAGCAGACAAAGAGCAGAGAGGGAAGACUGUGAUGUUUCUAAUCUCCUACUUAAAACAGAUGAAGCAAGUAACAGUGCAUCCAUAGAAGACAUUUGCCUUGCACAAGUGGUAGAAACAGAUGGUGUUUGUCUAUGUUCUGGCACUGGAAAUAAACCAGAAGCGCCAUCCCUUUGUGUUUCAGCAAAUAGUAUCGUGUUAACUCUUGGAGAGUGCUUGGAGCAGAAGCCAAAUCAAAUGUUAACUGACAGUAGUGGAUCCAUACAGAUGGCUGUUGCUUGGGAAGGAAAGCUUGCCAACGAUAACGCUUUGCAAACAUAUGAUACGGAUUCUCCUCAAAGAUCAAAAGAUGCUCAGGGUGGUAAUCUAGCCUGUGGUCAUCCAGCACGUGACACAGAAAACCCAGCUUACGUGUCAGUUAAGUCCCAUAGGACAGUUGGACAAUUACUUGACACUGAGCAUGAUGUAUCCUUGAUAAAUGAGUCUGUAAGUGGUCAAGGGUGUCAUUUUAGAGACUGUUAUCCAGCAAGGAAAGAACUGGCUUACUUCCCUGAAGAGAAAGACAUUUUCCCCAGUGAAGAUGCCAGUCAGUUCACACAGGAAGAACAGUGUUCUGUUAACACCAUACACAAAAGGUAUGAAAAGGACUUACAAGAAAAGAGAAGUUGCUCGGACUUGAAUGCACAGAAUGACAGUAAUUCUGACAGUUACCAUCUUUCUAAAAAUCAUGACUGUCAAGAUUUUCACGUUGUUUCUAGUGCACAGAAAUACAGUUAUGUAAUGCAAUUGCCUAAUUUAAUUAAGACUCCCGAAACCACAACAAGUGAGAAUCUACUCCAGAGCACAGACCAACUGACGGAAAUAGAAAAUCAAAAAGAGGCAUUCACUUCCUCUUCUGAGGAUCCAUUUUUAAGAGAUUUUUGUGUAGAAGUGCCCAGAUACCAACCACGUAAAGCUGGAGAAGAACAGAGAGAGGUUUGUAUAGGUGCUGAACAAAGGGCUGAAACUUCCUGUGACUCAGAAGUUAGUCAUGUUUCAGGGAGUCAGACUGCAGUUUCCCCUCAUAAUACAACUGAACAACAUCUAUUUUUUGUCGACAGCACCUUCAAGUCUGAUGAGCAGUUGAAACCAGAUUCUUUCAAAAAUGACACAUAUGCAUCUGGAAGCAUAACAGCAGUCAGUACCUCGGUGCCUAGAAAGGCUCAGCAUGAGUCCCACAGCACACCAGAGGUGGACUGUAGAGAUAACUGUAAUCAGUUUGGUAUCCAGCAACCGACUGUAAAAGAAGCGUUGCCAUUCUGCGCACCGCUAAGCCGCUCAGAGCGCCUGCUCACCGGUGUGUCAGCAAAGGGAAGUCAAGCGGAAACUGGGUCCGCACAGACUAUGGUGAAAGCAGAUGAAAGAAUGAGUACCCCGGAAACUGUCUGUGGAGCAUUGCAGCAUCAUUUCCAUGGGGUACCUGAAGAAAACGGGGAAAAUAACCGAGGGCUUCAGAAAGCUGUUGACAAUAACCCAGGUGAAGCUGAAGGGAAGUCUCCUUCGCACAGUUCAGCUAGCUCCAAGGCUCACAGCCAGUGUAUGACUACCAGCACUCAGCAGUCCUUUCCAGACUUGAGCUCUCCUGGCAAGCGAACCGAGGCUGAUAAUUCACUGAAGUCAACUGACUAUGACAAAGAUGAAGAAGUCAUGACAUCAGAGAGUGUAGUUAUAGGUUUAGGUAAUUUGCCACCAGCUGAUUCGGCAGACAAACAGUAUUGUCAAGAGCGCCCUCGCUGCAGCAGAACUCAGCCAUUCUUAGCGCUGCCCACACGCGACCCGUUCCCAGUCAAUGCAGAAAGGCUGAGAAUUCAGGAAGGGUCAAAAUCCUGCCAGAUAUCACCCGCUGUCGCUGAGCCUGAGCCCAGCAAGUGUAAACAAGAUCCAGCAAAGAGUGGGCCUUCAGCUGCUGGUGCUAAGAAGAAAUUUCGACUGGCAACCCUGUCAAAAAAACCCCGGCUGGAGGAGAGGGGAAGUGUCAGCAAGGAUCCUAGCUGUGUUAGAAAGUCUGUGAAGAGUGAGACAGGGGCGAUUCGUAAAGAAGAUAAAAAAGAGCAAAGGAAGCUAAUUUUGAAAAAGGAUAGCAAAGCUCCCAAGCUGCUGAAGAAAAUCCAAGCAGAGUUGUUCCCUGACUGCUCUGGAAAUAUUAAGCUGUGCUGUCAGUUUGGUGACAUUCAUGGUGACUCCACUAUCACAUGGACUAAAGAUUCCAAGUUACUAGCUCGACUGGAGAGAAGUGCCCAGGAUGACUCUCCUGUCUCUUUGGCGAUAGCUAAAGCCAGUAACAAAGACCAGGGAAUGUAUUACUGCUGCUUGAAUAAUAUGUAUGGAAAGGUGACUGCUGAGUUUAAUCUGACUUCUGAAGUUUUGGAACAUCUCUCAAGUUUUCAGAAUUGUCAAGGUGCGGAAGAAAUUGAAUUCAUGCAGCUCAUGUUCAGAGAAGAUUUCAUCAGUGACAGCUAUUUUGGUGGGAACCUGCGUGGAAUAAUAGCUACAGAAGAGCUUCACUUUGGUGAAGGCAUGCACCGAAAAGCCUUCCGAAGUAAAGUGAUGCAAGGGCUCGUGCCCGUGUUCGGGCCUGGGCACGCCUGCGUUCUCAAAGUGCACAAUGCUAUCACAUAUGGGACCAAGAGUAAGGAUGAUCUGGUUCAGAAGAACUACAAACUAGCACUGCAGGAAUGCUACGUCCAAAAUACUGCAAGAGAGUACGCGAAGAUAUAUGCAGCUGAAGCUGAACCUUUGGAAGGCUUUGGGGAAGUACCAGAGAUAAUUCCUAUUUUUCUUGUUCAUCGGCCUGCUAAUAACAUCCCCUAUGCGACAGUGGAAGAGGAGCUGGUCGGGGAAUUUGUGAAGUACUCCGUCAGGGAUGGCAAGGAGGUAAAUUUCCUGAGGAGAGACUCGGAGGCUGGCCAGAAGUGUUGCACCUUCCAGCACUGGGUGUAUGAGAAGACCAAUGGCAGCUUGCUGGUCACUGACCUGCAAGGUGUAGGAAUGAAGUUAACUGACGUUGGCAUAGCAACACUGGCCAAAGGAUACAAAGGUUUUAAAGGCAACUGCUCGAUUUCCUUCAUCGAGCAGUUCCGAGCCCUCCACCAGUGCAAUAAGUACUGUGAGAUGCUGGGGCUGAAAUCUCUCCGAACUGCUCAUCAGAAACAGAGGAAAGCAACAUCCAUGAAAAGCAAAAAUCUACCAAACUCGUCACCUAUAAAGAAAACAGUGCCCAAGAAAGCAAGAGAACCUAGAGACUUCAUUUCUUCAGAGCACUGACCUACACUGCCCCACCUUGUGAGAACUCUCGAGGAUGCGCAGGAGCGAUAGGCACCA